Molecule: messenger RNA, 1887 nt
Organism: Necator americanus (New World hookworm)
Lineage: Eukaryota; Metazoa; Nematoda; Chromadorea; Rhabditida; Ancylostomatidae
Exons: 16
Coding region: 1-1887 (628 amino acids)
Biological process (GO): proton transmembrane transport
Cellular component (GO): membrane
Molecular function (GO): proton channel activity
Source: RefSeq, a predicted model, not a curated record
AUGGUGUACCAAAUAGAUGCGACAGCUAAACCAGACCACACAUAUUUUGGAGAGAGUUUAAGCCCGAAAACUCCUGUCGUUAUUAUUCCGGAUGAUUUUGAUGAGAGUAGAACGGACUACAUCGAUGCUGCUUCGCCUCGUGGACUAAUUCGAGAUCCAAGGAUCACCACACCAUGGAUAAGAAACAAAAAAGCGGCGAACUUCUUCAUUAAUUUGCUAACUUUUCUCUACGCAUUGAUUCUCACUAUUGUGGCCCUAAUAAUCGAAGUUUCUCCUACAUGGAGAGAUGAUAUUUGGUUGGCGGAGACUAUAUUCUUCCUCUUUAUGUACAGUAUAGGGAUCGUAUUCUUUAUUUAUUGUUACUUAUUCGUUAUUCAUCCUCAUGCUUAUAAUUUCAUUAUUCAACAACUGGGACGCAUAAAAUUUCUUCGGACACCUCAUGAAUGGACCAUUGAAAAGACCGGUCAUACCGGAGAAGGGGCAGGGACGUUAUACUUACGUCUAGGUGCUUUGUUCUUUGGAAGUGCUGGAAUAGUGUUGUUUGGGCUGGAAAUGUUCCUAUGCAUUGAAAACAAUACCUGCAAAGGAUCAGAAAUAGCUAAACAUGUUGUGGCAAUGAUAUUUACCUUUAUUCAAAUGCACUACAUAUUUUGUAAUUCAAAGGUUGCGAUAGGAUCACACAAAUUGGGCAAAGUUGGAAUGAUGCAUUUGGUUUCUGUGAAUCUCUGGACAUGGUUUCGUUUUGUCAUGGCAAAAACGGCACAUAAGGUUGCCAAAAAGAAAGUAUACGCAUCCGCGAAAAGCUCAUCGUCAUCGUCAUCAUCAAGCGAGGAAGUUAAUGCAAUGAAAGGAGAACACGAUCUUCUCACAAAUGUCAUGAACCGAACGGUCGAAAUGCUUAUAGAAACAACAACACUUAAACAUUAUGCUCCUCCAGCAAAGAUGAAGCAGUCUCUAGGAGCUAUGAAUCAAUUUGGAGACGUCGCCACUUUUCUUAUUACUUGCCUUGUAGAAUAUUCUCUUAUUGGAGCUGCCGUUAUGUUCAUUCAAUGGAAAUCCAUAGGAUGCAGUUCUGGACAUCACCGUAGUGAAGGCAGUGACGAGAAGCUAAAGAGAAAACAAAAGAUGAGGAUUGAUUGCAGUUCGUCAUCGACGGGACUAUUUGCUGGAAUCAUCUUCCUCAUCGCUGCAUUCGUUUCAAUGGGAAUGUAUGCGAUAUUCGAGGAACUAAGAAACAGCAAAGGAGCACUCCUGGUUUUUGGUAUUGUGGAUCUGUGCAUGUUCUGCAUGACUCUUGGAGCUUGCCUACUUGGCUUAUGGAGAAUGAGAGCUCUCCAGUAUCGACUACAUGCUCAUGGUGAAGUAAUCGAUGAAAUCCUUUUAAUAAUAGGAUUAAUAGGAGAAAUUGUGUACUGCGUUGUUGGUUUGGAUAUCUUCGUAACAAAUAGAAGAGCCCAAACGGAUCGAUCCAUCCUGCCUUGUUUCGUUUUUGUUGUCCGCCUAACACAAGUGCUUGUUCAAGCGGCGUUUAUUCUGAUUACAUCUAGACUCCGCUGUUUAUCACCGUAUGCAAUCAAAUACAAACCCGGGAAGCAAACUAUUACCUUUUUACUCGUUGCCAAUGCCACACUUUUCGUUUUCCACACUUAUGAAGGUAUGAAAUCAAGUUUUGGUAUCAGUGAAUAUGGAGGGACAACGUAUACGAACCUCAUUUAUGCCGUAGCUCCUCUACUCGUAUUUUACAGGUUUCACAGUUCUGCAUGUCUAGCAGAAAUUUGGAAACACACAUACUGCACAAAAUCUCAUGAAGAACUUUCUGGAGGUUCCGCAAUGACUGACUCCAACUUCACUCUAGAGACGACUAUUGAACGAAGACAGAGCCAUUGA